Nicotiana tabacum (common tobacco) is the source of this 1575-nucleotide messenger RNA. RefSeq names its product F-box/kelch-repeat protein At3g23880-like. Lineage: Eukaryota; Viridiplantae; Streptophyta; Magnoliopsida; Solanales; Solanaceae. Gene Ontology annotation, molecular function: protein binding. The record is from RefSeq and is a predicted model, not a curated record.
GUUUAUUUUUGCCGCAUCUGAUGUCUAUUUUCUGUUUGUCUGUGCGCGCGCGUCGUGCCUGAGCAAGCUUAAGUCAGUUCUAACUCUUACCCACUAACAAUGGCGGAUUUAGAGGGGAAGGGGUUCAUCAGAACACCCUUCGCCCGAAAAUUGCUUUUAAUUUUAUAACUUUCUCUUUUUGAACCUUUUAGUGGUAAUCCUGCCUCCGCUAUUACCCACUAAAGUUUAGACAGAUGAAAACAAAUUAUUUUUGGUGCCUCAAGUUACAACCUUGAGUGUUAUUUUGUUUUUGUUUUUUAUAACUCAAGCCUGCGCAACACUCGAUUAAUUUCACGAGCUAAAAGAGUUGUGAAGCUUUCAAAGAAUACAAAGCAGUUGGAUGUUGAUGGGGCUAUGGGAAUUCACUUACAAGAUGAAAUAAUUAUGGACAUUCUCUAUAUAUUACCUGUACGGUGUCUUCUUCGAUUCAAAUGUGUUUCAAAGGUUUGGAAAAGGUUAAUCUUAUUCGAGCCUUAUUUUAAGAUAAAGCAUCUCAAUCGCGCCAAGAAUGAUCAAAAUUCCCGAAAAUUUCUUGUUAGCCAAAUGUCCCUUGAUACGGAUAAUAUGUUUUCCUUCUAUAGUUCUUCAUUGUCUUCGUUUUCUUCUUUGUCUUCAUUUCAACUCGUUAAGGAUGUGCAAAAACUUGAUUGCCCUUCAAAUUGUAGACCAAGUCGUUGCAGAAUCUAUUGUUGUCGCGAUGGCUUGUCUCUUAUUGGGGUUUGUAGUUAUCCUGACAAACACGUCGUACUUUUGCUAUGGAACCCCUCCACAAGAGAAACCGAAGUACUCCCAUGUUCUGAAUUUCCACCGGAGGAAUUUUGUACUUUCGGAUUGGGAUAUGACUCAACUAGUGAUGACUAUAAGAUCCUUAAGAUUGAUCCUAAAGCACGCGGUGAAAUUCUCGCGCUGAAAAGUGGUUCAUGGAGAAAAAUUGAUCAACAUCCUACCGGCGUUUCCCCUGUGUUGUCUGGUAUGGACUCUUUGGCAUUUGUAAAUGGAGCAUUUCAUUGGCUUGGUUUGUCGCUCAAUGAUUUUGCGGUAUCAUUUAGUAUUUCAAAUGAAGUGUAUGGACAGAUUCCGUUGCCAUAUGCAAUGUGCUUAAUGGAAACCACCAAACGUGGCAUCUCAGUAUUGAACGGAAUGCUUUGUGGUUAUUGUAUUAACAGUCGGGAGAAGGACAGUUUUUGCGCAUUGGUAAUGAAAAACUAUGGCGUCAAGGAAUCUUGGUGUCCAUUGUUUGUUAUACAAUGUACGAAUCUUUAUUCAGCCAUACCCGGAUAUAGGUUUGCAGAUGGUGAAGUGUUGCUCUAUACUGGGAAUUGGUUUUAUUCUGUAUUGAGGACAUCCAAAGGACCAUUUGGAUUAUGUCCUCAAUAUAAUACUUAUCGUGAAGGAUUCGUUUGUACAGAGAGUGUGAUCUCUCCAAAAUUACAUUAUGAAUGAUCGAGACAAUUCUUUUAUUUUUUCUCUGGUAAUCAUGUUACAACCUCUUAUUCUUGUAAGUUUAUCUAUUGAUCGACAAUUUUUGGUUCAAAA